This is a messenger RNA of Rosa chinensis, 548 nucleotides long. RefSeq lists its product as uncharacterized. The transcript is spliced from 3 exons. The record is from RefSeq and is a predicted model, not a curated record. Bases 15 to 326 code for a protein of 103 amino acids. Lineage: Eukaryota; Viridiplantae; Streptophyta; Magnoliopsida; Rosales; Rosaceae.
GUUUCCUUUCCUAUAUGGCAGAAGUAUCGAUUAUAUUGUUGUUUUGGUGUAGUGCUAUGCGUAUGUAUAAUGCUGAAAAGAAAAAGCAAGGCCGGAGUUCAGUCCAAUGGAAAAAUUUGGCUGGCAUUCCUCCCCAACCUAGCAACAAGGAGUGUGGAUACUUUAUCAUGCGAUACAUGAGAGAUAUCAUUGAGGAUAAAGACAUGUCAUUGUUUCCUAUGAAGUGGGAGAGGAGAGGCAGCAGCCAAUACACCCAAGCAGAUAUUGAUCAAGUGCGAAAUGAGUGGGGAAAGUUUGUUGUCAACACAUAUGUGCAUGAGCCUUGAAGUAGUGCACUUGUUGCUGGUACAAUUUUGAUAAGGAAAGCAUCUUUUUUGUGCUUCUCUGCUGGUACAUUAUUGUCACGCACCAUGUGGCAUGUUUUGGAACAAUACAUAUAUGUGUAUCAGCUUUUUGAUGUCCCAAGUAGAUGGGCAUGCACUAGAAUGCUUUUCUUGUUUAAAAUGUUGGCUUUCUUAUUUGGAAAUGCACCUCUUUUGCUUUUGAAG